Peronospora matthiolae is the source of this 660-nucleotide messenger RNA. Lineage: Eukaryota; Oomycota; Peronosporomycetes; Peronosporales; Peronosporaceae. The record is from the annotation of a GenBank genome assembly.
AUGAGUGCGAGCAAGGAAGACGUGAAACGGCGUCAGGUGAUCGUGAUCUUGGAGCAAGCGGCGCUGGAGACGGUCAAGACUUCCAAAGGAUACCAGCUGCUCAACUGUGAUGACCACAAGGGCAUUCACAAGAAACUCAAUCGUGAAGCCAGCCAAUCGCGGCCGGAUAUUCUGCAUCAGGAGCUCAUGGCGCUGCUUGACUCCCCACUGAACAAGGCUGGGUACCUUAAGAUAUACAUCCAGAGCACGAAGGGCGUGCUCGUUGAGGUGAGCUCACAGAUGCGUGUGCCCCGCACGUACAAGCGUUUUGCUGGUCUAAUGGUGCAAUUGCUUCACACGUUGAAGAUCCGGUCAUCGGAUGGAAACCACACGCUCCUGAACGUGAUCAAGAACCCUGUGACAAAACACUUACCGGCCAACUGCAAGAAGUACGCAUUGUCCCGCGUUGGUACGUUAGUGAACCCGUGGGAGUGGGUGGAGACGCUGCCGAAGGACGAGCCGGUGGUGUUUAUCUUUGGCGCAAUGGCACACGGUCACGUGUCCAAGGAAAACUGCAACUAUCUGGAUGAGACCAUUUCCAUCUCGGAGUACCCGAUGAGCGGUGCUCAGGCUAUCUGCCGUCUACUGAACGGCUUCGAACGUCAUUGGGGCAUUCUGUAG